Messenger RNA from Alternaria arborescens, 735 nucleotides. RefSeq lists its product as hypothetical. Bases 1 to 735 code for a protein of 244 amino acids. The record is from RefSeq and is a predicted model, not a curated record. The transcript has a single exon. NCBI's taxonomy places the organism in Eukaryota, Fungi, Ascomycota, Dothideomycetes, Pleosporales, Pleosporaceae.
AUGAAGAUAUGGUCUGGCUUGCAAGUACUCUGGCAGCGGGAACCCACCGGCGCCUUCACAGUACCCUCCGUCCUUGACCAAGCCAUCAUUCCCGCCCUCAUCAACACCGCACUCGGUACCAAUGCGCCAGAUGACCGGAGACAAGAUUCUGUCCUAGAUUGCUACAAUCUCGUCGCUGCAUCCUGGGACUCAUUGGGCCGCCCCGAUAUAGCGACUGGUCUUGCCAUCCCGCUGGUUCGACUUGCGCAUUUGAUAGCCAGCGCAGGUGCUGUACUACCAAAAUGGCUGACUACAAAUCCGCGUGCAAACAGACUGGUUUGGCGCGCGAAUGCCUGCUUACCCAUUGGCGAAGAAGACAUAUCGUGGCGCUACAUCAUCGAAGCCUCUCGGCAAACCGAGUCGUCUUACUUUCCGUUGCUGCACCUCUAUACCUUGCUCAUUAGCCAGAGUAUCGCACAUUAUCCGGCUCCAGUGCCGUACCCGACCAGACGCCAUGAGAUCAUGAACCUAGUGGUUGAGCGUUGUUGUGCGAAAAUUGGCGGCGGUGGAGCUGCGUGGAAAGGUAGGCCGGACGAUGAGCUCAAAGAUGUUUUGGUUGGAGUAUACGGCGAACUGCGAAGGUAUCAACUAGAAAAAGGCAAGAUUAGCCUUCGAGGUCGCGACGGGGAGGAUGCAGUCGUAAAGGGCAUAUGGGCUCUCGCUAGCUGGGGCAGCGGACGAGGUAACCCGCGUUGA